UCCAGGCUCCCCCAGGCACUCUUUGUGCUAUUCCUAUCUGAGGGUGUCAGAAUCCAGCCAGGGACUGCCCCAGUUCCUCUCCACGGUCCACCUGGAUGAUCAGCCCAUCACUCAAUAUGACAACAACACCAUAAAGAUGGUACCCUGGUUGGAGAUGGUGGAUACAACAAUCCUCGUGGCCCUUGAAAGGGUGUUUGGGGCUGACCUGGAGUGGCUAUCAAAACUCAACCACAAGGCUGGAGGGCUUCACACCUGGCAGGUGAGUUUGGGCUGUGAGCUCAGAGAAGACGGGAGCAAAGGAGGGUUUUUGCACUAUGGCUACAAUGGGAUGGACUUCAUCAGCUUCGACAAGGAGACCCUGAGAUGGGUGGCAGCUCAGCCCCAGGCCCAGAAGGUCAAGGAAGAGUGGGAGGAGGAUCCAGGGUUGUCUGAGAGAAACAAAGUCUACCUGGAGGAGACCUGCAUUAACAUGAUACAGAAAUACCUGCCUUACCAGAAGGAGGCUCUUCUUCAGACAGAGCCUCCAGUGGGGAAAGUGACUCUCAAGGUGGUGGACGACAGCCUGGAGGUCCUCAUCUGCCAGGCCUUUGGCUUCUACCCCAAGGAGAUCCAGACCACCUGGAUCAGGGAUGGGGAAGUCUGCCAGAAUGAGACCCUCCAUAGGAACGUGGCCCCCAACUCAGAUGGGACCUAUUAUGUCCUGCUCAGCAUUGAGAUCGACCCCAAGGAGAGGGACCACUUUCAGUGUUACCUGGAGCACGAGGGCUUGCAGGAGCCCCUGGUCUUGGCCUGGAAGGAGGAAACAGAUGGGACGUUAUUUCUUUCGGUGGGAAUUGUGAUUGUUAUAAUCUUGGGAGCUGUGACUCUCUUCCUGAUUGGCUACAGGCUGAACUACAGGAAAAAACUCCAUCAAGCAAAGAAAACUUACCUCAAUCACCUUCCUUUAGAAAAACUUCGUUCUUCCCCUACUGAUGGUGCUGAAGAUGAGUUUCAAUCACAGGUGAAGUUCCCACCCAAAACGACAUCAGAGGGUUGCUGUGGGGAGAAAACAGAGCUAAGAGGAGAGGAAACAUCUCUGAAGGCUUCCCCAGAUGCCUAUUCAAACAACAAGGAAACCUCUGGAUAUUUCACUGUGCAGGAACGUUUGAAAGAUGCUGAUGCCCCGAAAUCAGGAAUGGAGGGGCUGGAGGAAGAAGUGAGCCCAGGAACCUCAGUGGGGCCUUUAGAAGUACAAGCGGAUCAGCACUUGGCUGGAGAGGAAAGCGGAGAGACGCAGCUGCAGUUGGAGGACUCACAGACUCAGACAGAAGCCCAGGAUGGAGAAGGAUUGAAGCUGCAGUGGAUGAAGAAGGAUGAGUAGAAAUUGCCUCCUCCACCAUAGAAUGGAAGUUGGUGAGGCUACUCUAUUGCAAUUAGCCUCUUUCCUCCUAAUGAGUGAUACCAGCACAUACCAGGCUACUUAGUCCAACAUUUCAAAAAUUCAGUGUUAGAAAUAAUCCCACUUUCCUUUA
Thamnophis elegans (Western terrestrial garter snake) is the source of this 1511-nucleotide messenger RNA. RefSeq names its product zinc-alpha-2-glycoprotein-like. NCBI's taxonomy places the organism in Eukaryota, Metazoa, Chordata, Lepidosauria, Squamata, Natricidae. Bases 137 to 1360 code for a protein of 407 amino acids. Gene Ontology annotation, cellular component: external side of plasma membrane. The transcript has 6 exons. Gene Ontology annotation, biological process: immune response. The record is from RefSeq and is a predicted model, not a curated record.